GACCGGAUCUUGCCCGCUCCCCGCCGCGCAACAAAGAACCGGGAGCCCCGCGCCGCGAUGGCACCGUGAGCGGCGGCCCCGCCAGGAUUCUGCCCAUUGAUGAUUAAAACAUCGCCUGGAGUUUGGGAAUGGAUCAGAUGCGUCAGUCAAAUGCUACCACAUUGCACCCAAAGAGAGGAAUGCCAUCCAGCUGGGGGAGGGCUUUCGAGCUGUUGCUCUGCUGCUGAACAGCAUGCAGUCCUUUCGGGAGCAAAGUAGUUACCACGGAAACCAGCAGAGCUACCCGCAGGAAGUGCACGGAUCAUCCCGACUGGAGGAGUUCAGCCCGCGCCAGCAGGCCCAGAUGUUCCAGAGCUUCGGAGGAGGUACUGGCAGUGGACGUCGCGGAGCAGCAGGAGCCUCUACAGCGAUGCCUGGUGAGAGCUCUGGCCAUCAGAGCUACCAAGGUUUCAGAAAAGAAGCAGGAGAGUUUUACUAUAUGGCUACCAACAAAGAUCCAGUGGCGUCAGGAGGGCAGCAGCCGCCUCAGCGCAGGCCUUCUGGACCGGUACAGAGCUAUGGGCCCCCUCAAGGGAGUAGCUUUGGGAGUCAGUAUGGGAGUGAGGGACACGUGGGCCAAUUUCAAACACAGCAUUCGACCCUUGGGGGCGUAUCCCACUAUCAGCAGGAUUAUACUGGUCCUUUCUCUCCAGGGAGUGCUCAGUAUCAGCAGCAGGCUUCUAGCCAGCAGCAGCAGGUACAACAGCUGAGACAGCAGAUCUAUCAGUCUCAUCAGCCUUUACCCCAGGCUUCCAGCCAGUCUGCUUCUAGCACCUCGCACUUGCAGCCAAUGCAGCGUCCAUCCACCCUGCCUUCCUCUGCUUCUGGGUACCAGUUACGAGUGGGUCAGUACAGCCAACACUAUCAGCCACCUUCGUCGUCCUCGUCCUCCUCUUUCCCUUCCCCACAGCGUUUUGGCCAGUCAGGACAGAAUUAUGAUGGAAGCUACAGCGUGAAUUCUGGGUCACAGUAUGAAGGCCAUGCCGUGGGUUCCACUGCACAGGCAUAUGGGUCCCAGUCAAACUACAGCUUUCAGAGUCAACCAAUGAAAAGCUUUGAGCAGUCUAAGCUGCCCCAAAGUGGGCAGCAGGGGCAGCAGCAGCAGCAGCACCCACCUCAGCAUGUAAUGCAGUAUUCAAAUGCUGCCUCCAAGCUCUCUCUUCAAAGUCAAGUGGGACAGUACAGCCAGACUGAAGUUCCUGUAAGGUCACCGAUGCAGUUUCACCAAAACUUCAGUCCAAUCUCUAAUCCAUCUCCUGCUGCAUCUGUGGUUCAGUCUCCAAGCUGCAGCUCCACCCCUUCUCCUCUCAUGCCGGGUGGAGAAAAUCUCCAGUGUGGGCAAGGCAACAUGUCUAUGGGUUCUAGAAACCGAAUCCUGCAGAUGAUGCCUCAGCUUAGUCCUACACCAUCUAUGAUGCCAAGUCCCAAUGCUCAUGCAGGGGGAUUCAAGGGGUUUGGGCUGGAAGGACUGCAGGAAAAGAGGCUCACAGAUCCAGGGCUGAGUAGCCUGAGUGCCCUAAGUUCUCAAGUGGCCAAUCUGCCCAACACAGUCCAGCACAUGUUGCUUUCAGAUGCCUUGGCACCUCAGAAAAAAAGUUCCAAAAGGUCAUCCUCUUCAAAGAAGGCUGACAGCUGCACAAACUCAGAAGGCUCUUCCCAGGCAGAGGAGCAGCUCAAGUCCCCCCUGGCAGAGUCCCUCGAUGGUGGCUGUUCCAGUAGUUCAGAGGAUCAUGGGGAAAGGGUGAGACAGCUGAGUGGCCAGAGCACAAGCUCAGACACUACCUACAAGGGGGGUAACUUAGAAAGAUCCAACUCCUCACCAGCACAAGGCUCUCAGAGUGAGCCCUCAAAACUCAGCACCAGCCCUGCAGCUAGGGAAGAUGUGGCCUCCCCUGAUGGGAAGGAAGCUGUGGUGGCAGUGGAAAAUGCCCCAAAAGUGAAUGAAAAGGCAGUUGGAGUGAUUGUCUCCCGGGAGGCUAUGGCAGGUAGAGUAGAAAAGUCAGGUGGACAAGAGAAACCUGCACAGGAUGAUGUUUCCACAGCCACUCAGACACCAAUUAGUGCUAGCGGAGCAAAGGAAGCUGGGCACGCAGGGCCACAGCCAGAAGCUCAAGGAGGUACUAAGGGGAGCAAAAGUGGAGAUAACACUAACCAUAAUGGAGAGGGGAACAGCCAGCCCAGCAAUGCGGUUGUUGGGUCAAAUUUUCCUGUGAGAACAGAACCUUCCAAAUCUCCAGGCAGUUUAAGAUACAGUUACAAAGAUAAUAUAGCAGCUGGCAUACAGAGAAACAUUGGUGGUUUUCCACAGUAUCCUUCUGGUCAAGAAAAAGGGGAUUUUCCAGGACACAGUGAGCGCAAAGGGAGGAAUGAGAAGUUUCCUAGCCUCCUACAGGAGGUCUUACAGGGUUACCACCAUCAUCCAGACAGAAGGUAUUCUAGGAAUGCACAGGAACAUUCUGGGAUGGCUGGGAGUUUGGAGGGAGCCAUGAGGCCCAAUAUCUUAAUUAGUCAAGCCAAUGAAUUGACGAAUAGAGGCCUCUUAAAUAAAAGUAUGGGGUCUCUCCUGGAAGGCCCUCACUGGGGUCCCUGGGAUAGGAAGUCUAGCAGCGCAGCCCCUGACAUGAAGCAGAUAAAUUUAGCUGAUUAUCCUAUUGCUAGAAAGUUUGAAAUGGAAUCUCAGUCUUCUUCUCAUGAAGGGGGAGCGCUCUCGGAGAGGAGAUCAGUGAUCUGUGACAUAUCUCCAUUAAGGCAACUUGUCAGAGAUCCUGGUCCUCACCCAAUGGGGCACAUGGGUCCUGAGGGCAGAAGUGGAAGGAGUGAACGUCUUGCCCCUGGCUUAAGCCAGUCAGUAAUACUCCCUGGUGGUUUAGUAUCCAUGGAAACAAAGAUGAAAGCUCACAGUGGGCAAAUAAAAGAAGAAGAGUUUGAACAGUCAAAGAGCUCAGUUAGUCUUAAUAAUAAAAAGACAGGAGACCAUUGUCAUUCUGCUGGCAUCAAGCAUGAGUCUUUCCGAGGCAAUGCUAGCCCUGGAGCUGCAGUCUCCGAUUCUGCUCCAGACUACAUUCCCCAGCAGGAGAGCAGAUCAACACAGCUGAGACGAGCACCUGGCAGAACUGGAAGCAGCAGGGGUAAAUCACCUUCUCAAUUUCAGGAUCUUGCUGAUAAGCUGAAAAUGUCACCGGGCAGAAGCAGAGGCCCAGGAGCAGAUCUGCAUCACAUGAACCCACACAUGACGCUAUCUGAAAGAGUUAACAGGGGUUCCUUGCAUUCUGGCUACCCUCAGAACUCAGAAGGCUCAUCUUUGGCUGCAGCAUAUCAUGCAAAUGCUAGGCCUCAUCCUUUUGGUGACCCCAACCAGAGCUUAAAUUCCCAGUAUCAUUACAAGAGACAGCUAUACCAGCAACAGCAAGAAGAAUACAAAGAUUGGGCAAGCAGCGCUGCUCAGGGUGUGAUUGCUGCAGCUCAGCACAGACAGGAAGGAGCCAGGAAGAGCCCAAGACAACAGCAGUUUUUGGACAGAGUAAGGAGUCCCUUGAAAAAUGACAAGGAUGGAAUGAUGUACCUUCAGGGUAGCUCUUACCACGAUACUGGAAGCCAGGAUCCUGGGCGCUGCAUUAUGGGAAGCGACAGCGCACAGGGUAAGUGCAUUGACCUAAAACACGGAAACCAGAAGCUGCAGCCGCAUGAGUCUGGUUGGGACCUCUCUCGGCAGACUUCACCUGCCAAAAGCAGUGGCCCUCUUGGAGCAGCCAACCAAAAAAGAUUUUGCCCCCAAGAAAGCGAUGGGCACAGACGAGAGGAAUCUACGGAUUUGCCCAAGCCUAGCAAUGCCAUGCUCAGGCUCCCUGGCCAUGAAGACCAGUCUCCUCAGAAUCCCUUAAUUAUGAGGAGGAGAGUCCGUUCUUUCAUCUCUCCUAUCCCUACCAAAAGACAGCCACAGGAUAUGAAGAACAGUGGCAGUGAAGAUAAAGGGCGAAUGAUGACGUCAGCAAAAGAAGGAGCUGAUAAAACAUACAACUCCUAUGCCCAUUCAUCUCAAAGCCAAGAUGUUGGCAAACCAGUUGCAAAGGGAGAUUCCUUCAAGGAUCUGCCAAGUCCUGAUGGUAGGAAUUGUCCCGCUGUUUCCCUCACAAGCCCGGCUAAGACCAAAAUAUUGCCCCCAAGAAAGGGGCGAGGAUUAAAACUGGAAGCAAUUGUUCAAAAAAUUACAUCUCCCAAUAUUCGGAGAAGUGUUUCCACCAACAGUGCUGAAACUGGUGCAGAUACUGUCACUCUUGAUGACAUCCUGUCCCUUAAGAGUGGACCUGAGGGAGGGAGUGUGUCUGCACAUGGGCCGGAGGCUGAGAAGAGGAAAGGAGAGAUGUUGUCAGAUCAAGCAGGGUCAGCAAGCCAGGAUGCAGCUAGUGAAAUAACUCUUGCGCGAUCCUCAGAAGAGUGGCAAGGCAACGAGGAUGAUAAAACCAAGAAAGACACUCCUGAAAAUGCCAGUGUUAGUAAAGAAGGGACAGGAUCCAGUGCAGCACCACCUCCUCAGAAGUCAGGUGGUCAGGGGAGGUCUGAUGGAUCCAUAAGCGGAGCCGGAACUCUGGCCUUUCCAGACUCAAAAACAGUUUCCCCUUCCAUUGUGUUUACUUCUGAACCAAACCCAAAGUCUGAGGAAAAAGAUGGAGAUGUGACAAACAUUUCACCCAAGCCAGAUGGCUUCCCUCCAAAGGGAUAUUUUCCUUCUGGAAAGAAAAAGGGGAGACCAAUUGGGAGCGUGAACAAGCAAAAGAAGCAACAGCAGCAGCAACAACAACUGCCACCGCCCCCACCACCUCCACCUGUACCUUCUCAGUCUUCGGAAGGGGUUGCUGGUGGUGAGCCAAAACCUAAGAGGCAAAGGAGGGAGAGGCGAAAACCUGCAGCUCAGCCACGGAAGCGGAAGCCUAGACGGGCUGCUCCGAUUGUGGAGCCUCAAGAACCAGAGAUCAAGCUUAAAUACGCUACCCAGGCUGUGGAUAAAACUGACUCCAAGAAUAAAUCCUUUUUCCCUUACAUUCACGUGGUAAACAAGUGUGAAUUAGGAGCUGUGUGCACAAUCAUUAAUGCGGAGGAAGAGGAGCAGAACAAAUUGGUGAGGGGUCGGAAAGGACAAAGGUCUUCAACACCCCCUCCUAGCAAUGUGGAGAGCAAAGUGCUGCCCACCUCAACUUUCAUGCUGCAGGGCCCUGUAGUAACAGAGUCUUCUGUCUUGGGGCAUCUGGUUUGCUGCCUGUGUGGCAAAUGGGCCAGCUAUCGUAACAUGGGUGACCUCUUUGGUCCUUUCUACCCCCAGGAUUAUGCAGCCACCUUGCCCAAGAACCCACCUCCAAAGAGGGCCACAGAAAUGCAGAGCAAGGUCAAGGUACGGCACAAAAGUGCUUCUAAUGGUUCCAAGACAGAUACAGAGGAGGAGGAGGAACAGCAACAACAGAAGGAACAAAGAAGCCUAGCUGCUCAUCCCCGCUUUAAGAGGCGGCACCGCUCUGAGGACUGUAGUGGAGCCUCUCGGUCACUUUCAAGGGGAGCUUCUUGUAAAAAAGCAACCACUGAAGGUGGCAGUGGUGGCGAAAAGACUCCUUUGGACUCAAAGCCCUCUAUGCCCACUUCAGAAGGUGGCACUGAGCUGGAGUUACAAAUUCCUGAACUACCUCUUGACAGCAAUGAAUUUUGGGUCCAUGAGGGUUGUAUUCUCUGGGCCAAUGGGAUCUACCUGGUCUGUGGCAGGCUCUAUGGGCUGCAGGAAGCUGUGGAGAUUGCAAGAGAGAUGAAAUGUUCCCAUUGCCAGGAACCAGGAGCCACCUUAGGCUGCUACAACAAAGGCUGCUCCUUCCGAUACCAUUACCCAUGUGCCAUCGAUGCAGAUUGUUUACUAAACGAAGAGAAUUUCUCAGUGAGGUGCCCCAAGCACAAGGUUAGGCUGUUGAGAUAAAAAGCGGUGGACAUUCGUGACUGAAUGGAAUCUCUCCCACUGUGCAGCCAUGCCCCCUCUCGACGUGCCUGCCAAUGCCAGCACUUCCUUCAUCAAUUCUUACAUCACACUCAAGACUGAUGACAUCACAGAAUCUGACCAAGGAGUCUGAACCAGCUGUUUCCAUGGACACAAUCUCCAUAGUGACAGUGGGAAGGGGAGGGGGAAAAAGGAAACAGGUGGGGGGAACUAAAGAGGGAGGGAUAAAUAUAUAUAUAUAUAAAGAUCUAUUUUUUAGUCUUGAAAGACUUUGUUUUAAAUGAAAGGUGCGCUAUCCCUUUUGAUGCUUUUGAUUAAAAUUAACAAAAACCCAGAUAAAUUUAAAAAACAAAUUUGUAGCUGAAGUAAAUAUUAAAUCCAAAAUCAAGCAAGGCUCAUGAAGCCUGACAUUUGGCAGGAAAGAACAGUGGUUCUGGGAGCAGUCUGGACUGGGUUUGUGUCCUUUCCUCUUGCCUUCUUUCUUUCUCACAACAUCCAAGGAAGUCCAAUUUUAAAGGAAAACAAAAUCACAGGAUAAAUUGUUUGAAGGGUAUGGGAGGACGGUUUGAUUGGAUGCAGGUGGUGGGGCAUUUUUACUUUGUGUGUGUGGGAUAGGGAGGUCAUAGUUUUAAGAAACACUGUGUUGAUAGUGGGAGCUUGAUAAACAUCUGAAGACCCUUAGGUCAUGUGGAUCACAAAGUAAGAGGAAACUGCUGUUUGCUUAGAUCAUGCACACAAGCGUACACAUUUUACAUGUGGGAACUACCUGUUAGAGAAGGAAGCAGCUGCCCUCUGCAGCACGCAACCCAGGUGAUAGCCAGGAGCUGCCUUCAGCACUGGAGGCAGCGGGGAGGUUUGCUUUACCUGCCAGACUGGGGAGCUGGGAAGGAAGUCUGAAUGCUGGUGGAAUCAAUGUAUUUUCAGAGUGGUCAGAAAAUCCACUUAGCCCUUUUUUGUUUUAUGUUUUGCUUUUCCAGAAGAAGGAAUGUCAGUGUAACAGGCUACACUAUAUGGUUAUUUGUUGUGGGUUUCUUUGUAAAUUAUGUAACUGUAAACACUUGGGUUUAAGAAACAUCAACUGAAAAAAAAACAAAAAAAAACACAGUUUUUUUCUUAUUAAGGCCUUAAGAAAGGGGUUAGUGCAUCUUUCAGGGGUCACUCUGCCAUGGGAAUAAAAUAGCUGUUUCACAAACAGUUUUAUAUAAAAAAGCUUAAAAAAAAACACCAAAAAAAACUAAUAAACUUCAUUUUAACCUUA
This is a messenger RNA of Gallus gallus (chicken), 7268 nucleotides long. It is a transcript of the gene TCF20, whose product is annotated as transcription factor 20. The record is from RefSeq and is a predicted model, not a curated record. The transcript is spliced from 6 exons. Gene Ontology annotation, cellular component: nucleus. Gene Ontology annotation, biological process: regulation of transcription by RNA polymerase II. NCBI's taxonomy places the organism in Eukaryota, Metazoa, Chordata, Aves, Galliformes, Phasianidae. Bases 233 to 5992 code for a protein of 1919 amino acids.